Molecule: messenger RNA, 3650 nt
Organism: Oryctolagus cuniculus (rabbit)
Lineage: Eukaryota; Metazoa; Chordata; Mammalia; Lagomorpha; Leporidae
Gene: MAP3K7
Product: mitogen-activated protein kinase kinase kinase 7
Biological process (GO): JNK cascade; positive regulation of canonical NF-kappaB signal transduction; immune response
Molecular function (GO): magnesium ion binding; ATP binding; MAP kinase kinase kinase activity
Source: RefSeq, a predicted model, not a curated record
CCCCUAGUCUGUCCCUCCUUUCUCUUUCCAAGUCACAAAACCCUCUUCUUCCCUCUUUCGGGCUCGCGGCUCCCCUGUUUCCGAUUUCGGACCGGAACCGGAAGUGCAGUGGGCGGGCCCGGCAGCGGAAAGCGCAGCGGCGCCGGAGCCGGGACACGGCUGUGGCUGCAGCCCCCACCCCGGCCACGGAUCGCUGGGUGGCAGGGCUGCGCGGCUCCAAGCUGAAGGUCGGUCCGGAGGAGGGUGGGCGCGAGCCUCACCUGGAUUGUCCCGGCGGCACUGUCCUCGGGCCCCCCGGGCCCCGCGAGGGAUCAUGUCUACAGCCUCUGCCGCCUCCUCCUCCUCUUCGUCUUCGACCAGUGAGAUGAUCGAAGCCCCUACCCAGGUCCUUAACUUUGAGGAGAUCGACUACAAGGAGAUCGAGGUGGAAGAGGUUGUUGGAAGAGGAGCCUUUGGAGUGGUUUGCAAAGCUAAAUGGAGAGCAAAAGAUGUUGCUAUUAAACAAAUAGAAAGUGAAUCUGAGAGGAAAGCAUUUAUUGUGGAGCUUCGGCAGUUGUCUCGGGUGAACCAUCCCAAUAUUGUAAAGCUAUAUGGAGCCUGCUUAAAUCCAGUAUGUCUUGUGAUGGAAUAUGCUGAAGGGGGCUCUUUAUAUAAUGUGCUGCAUGGUGCUGAACCAUUGCCUUAUUAUACUGCUGCCCACGCAAUGAGUUGGUGUUUACAGUGUUCCCAAGGAGUGGCUUACCUUCACAGCAUGCAACCCAAAGCUCUAAUUCACAGGGACCUGAAACCACCAAAUUUGCUGCUGGUUGCAGGGGGGACUGUUCUAAAAAUCUGUGAUUUUGGUACAGCCUGUGACAUUCAGACACACAUGACCAAUAACAAGGGGAGUGCUGCAUGGAUGGCACCUGAAGUUUUUGAAGGUAGCAAUUACAGUGAAAAAUGUGACGUCUUCAGCUGGGGCAUUAUCCUUUGGGAAGUGAUAACACGUCGGAAACCUUUUGAUGAAAUUGGUGGGCCGGCUUUCCGAAUCAUGUGGGCUGUUCAUAAUGGUACUCGACCACCACUGAUCAAAAAUUUACCUAAGCCCAUUGAGAGCCUGAUGACUCGUUGUUGGUCUAAAGACCCUUCUCAGCGCCCUUCCAUGGAGGAAAUUGUGAAAAUAAUGACUCACUUGAUGCGGUACUUCCCAGGAGCAGAUGAGCCAUUGCAGUAUCCUUGUCAGUAUUCAGAUGAAGGACAGAGUAAUUCUGCCACCAGUACAGGUUCAUUCAUGGAUAUCGCUUCUACAAAUACCAGUAAUAAAAGUGACACUAACGUGGAACAAGUUUCUGCCACAAAUGAUACUAUUAAACGCCUAGAAUCUAAAUUGUUGAAAAAUCAAGCCAAGCAACAGAGUGAAUCCGGACGUUUGAGCUUGGGAGCCUCCCGUGGAAGCAGUGUGGAAAGCUUGCCCCCAACCUCUGAGGGCAAAAGGAUGAGUGCUGACAUGUCUGAAAUAGAAGCUAGGAUUGCUGCGACCGCAGCAUAUUCCAAGCCUAAACGAGGCCACCGUAAAACUGCUUCAUUUGGCAACAUUCUGGAUGUCCCUGAGAUCGUCAUAUCAGGCAACGGACAGCCAAGACGUAGAUCCAUUCAAGACUUGACUGUUACUGGAACAGAACCUGGUCAGGUGAGCAGUAGGUCAUCCAGUCCUAGUGUCAGAAUGAUCACUACCUCAGGACCAACCUCAGAAAAGCCGGCUCGAAGUCAUCCAUGGACCCCUGAUGAUUCCACAGAUACCAAUGGAUCAGAUAACUCCAUCCCUAUGGCCUAUCUUACACUGGAUCACCAACUACAGCCUCUAGCACCAUGCCCAAACUCCAAAGAAUCUAUGGCAGUGUUUGAACAACAUUGUAAAAUGGCACAAGAAUAUAUGAAAGUUCAAACAGAAAUUGCAUUGUUAUUACAGAGAAAGCAGGAACUAGUUGCAGAAUUGGACCAGGAUGAAAAGGACCAGCAAAAUACAUCUCGACUGGUACAGGAACAUAAAAAGCUUUUAGAUGAAAACAAAAGCCUUUCUACUUACUACCAGCAAUGCAAAAAACAGCUAGAGGUCAUCAGAAGUCAGCAGCAAAAACGACAAGGCACUUCAUGAUUCUCUGGGACCGUAACAUUUUCAAAUAUGCAAAGACUUUUUUUUUAAGGAAAGAAAAACCCUUAUAAAGACAGUUCAUGAGUGUUAGCUUUUUGGCAUGUUCUGAAUGCCAGCUGCCUAUAUUUGCUGCAUUUGUUUCAUCGUUUAUUUUCCUUUUCUCAUGGUGGACACACAAUUCCACUGUCUUGUUGCAUAAUGUGUUGGCAUCUGUGACUUGAAUUAGCAGCAGUUCUCAACUUCAGAACAGCUGCAGUGAACUGUGGCUGUACAUGCAUGCUCAUUGUGUGAAGGCUAGCCUAACAGAACAUGGGUAUCAAACUAGCUGCUAUGUGCAAACAUCGUCCUUUCUGCAUAUUAGAGGUGGAACCUCAAGAAUAAUUUUGUUCUUGUAUCUCAUCUCAAAAAACUAAUUUUUUCCAAAAGAUGGUAUAUGCCAAGUUAAAGACAGGGUAUUAUUAAUCUAGAAUAAUUGGUGGUACAUUACAGAAAUACAGAUCAUUUGGGGUUAAACGGCUUUGAUGCCAUCAUCCUUGGAUCAGUACUGAACUUAGCUCCAUCUGUAAAAUAUUUAAAGGUAAGUAGAGGCUGCUGAAUUUAAUGAAAGCAAUUUUUCCAGAUUUCAUUAGACUAAAAUUUGUUUGAUAUGCUGAACAAAAUGGAUCUUUUUUUUAGGCAUAAAGAUUUUUAAUUCUGUGAUUGUGUAUAUGUGUGUGUUGAAACUGUAAAGCUUUUAUGACUCUAAUAUUAAUAUCUCUUAAAUUAAAGGACAAAAAAAAACAUGAUCCAGCUUAAAUGAUCAUUCCUUCCUGCAAUGAUUAUUGGAUCGUUUUAUCAUAUAUUUGAAAAAACUAAAAAGAAAUUAUGGAAAAUGGAAAUAAUUGCUCCAGCUAAAAGCCUUGGGCUUAGAUUACAUCAAAUGAAGAAUAAACCAGGAAAAUGAGGAAUAACAAGGAAGUUAAAGAAGUAAAUGUAAAUUCAUCAUGUAUCUUAUUUAUGCUAGAUAUUGGAAUAAUUAAUUUUCCUUGCAAGCCCAUUCUAGAAUGCUUGCUGCCUAUCAACACUUUUAAGAGAAUUUCAGCAUAUAUAAAGAGAAUAUUUAUAUUGUUAACAUUAACUUUGCUACCAACCUUCAAAACUUAAAAGUAAUAAUAAAACAUUAUUAAAAUAAUAGACCAUGCAAGCUCUAUUUUUUCAGUUGGUAUUGAGUCACAUUUUGAUACUGUACAAAAUGUCUUUUAAAUAAGAGUGUCAUCAAUCUCAUUUUGUAGCAUUAACGUUAUAUGAAGAGAAAAAAAUAAAAACAUAACUACUCCAAUUGUUAGAAUUCUAUCAUGAUUGUAUUGUAGAUUUUGCUCUAUUUCAGAUAAGCAAGUUGAUCUAAGAAGUUAUCAAAACUAUUCUUAAAAAUGCUAAAGCAGGUAACUUUUUCUUCCAUUAUUUCUUCCUCGUCCCCCUGAGUUUUAUAAUGAAUCUUUAUGUAUACAAGCAAUAAAAGUAAAGGACAGUUUGUACUAAA